AAAAGGUAGCAGGUGAUUGGGUAAAUGCAGCGAUGACAAGCAGCUACAGAGUCAGGAAACUGUUGAAAUCAGGCAGCUCACCCUAAUUACUUCAGCUGAGCUUACUGCCGCUCAGGGUUGGCUUUUUCACAGCUGAAACCAGAAGUAGCUGUUAUUCAGAUACAUACAUAAAUACAUAUCAUCUUUGCAUAAUGAUGUGUACUCAGUCCUACAUCAGCUGCAAAACUAGUCCAAAUAUGCAAGUUACCAUAGCUCCAUUCCUGCAGGUAAUUAAAGUGCAUAGUGAAGAUGAUACCUGCAGAGCCCUUGAGGUUUCUAGUGAUGUAACAGCCAGGGACGUGUGCCAGCUACUUGUCCUUAAGAAUCAGUGUACCACUGACAACAGCUGGACUCUCUUCGAACAGUACCCUAGCAUUGGUUUGGAGAGAGUGAUAGAGGAUCAUGAACCGAUGAUUGAUGUUCAGUCCAGCUGGGGUAUGGAGACAAACUGCAGGCUCUGUUUUAGAAAGAAUUAUGCCAAAUAUGAGUUCUUUAGAAACCCAUUGCACUUUUUCCCUGAACAUAUGGUGUCUGUUUCAAAUGUAAUGAACGGCAAUGAAUCAGAGUCACAGCUGAUACAGACAUUUCUUAGCUCCAGCUCAUAUCCGGAAGUUCAUGGGUACCUUCAUGUAAAAGAGCAAGGAAAAAAGUCAUGGAAGAAGCUGUACUAUGUUUUGAGAAGAUCGGGAUUAUAUUUCUCUACCAAGGGGACAUCAAAGGAACCAAGGCAUUUGCAAUACUUUUGUGACUUCAGCAACAAUGAUCCUUACAUGUUGGUGUCAGGAAAAAAAAUAUAUGGUGCUCCAACCAACUAUGGAUUUUGCCUUAAGCCUAAUAAAGCUGGAGGAACCAAAGACCUGAAAUUGCUCUGUGCGGACGAUGAACAGAGCAGGACGUGCUGGGUCACAGCCAUAAGACUGUUUAAGCAUGGCAUUCAGCUAUACCAAAACUAUUCAAGGCCUUAUAGCAAUAAAAGUGUGUGCUCAGCACUUACUCCAUCCCCAAAGAGAAGUGUCUCAGAGAAUUCUCUCGUGGCAAUGGACUUCUCAGGACAUGAAGGCAGAGUAAUCGAAAGCUCCGCAGAAGCACUUUCAGUUGCAGUAGAGGAAAGACUAGCAUGGAGGAGAAAAAGCUGCCUUCGUCUAAGUUCACCAAACAGUCCCACAGGUUCACAGUGUCUAACACCUAGUACAGCAAUUCAUAUGUUACAACCGUGGUUUCAUCACAAAAUAUCCAGAGAAGAAGCCCAAAACCUGAUAACACAGCAAGGGAUCAUUGAUGGAGUAUUUUUAUUACGGGAUAGCCAAAGCAAUCCAAAUGCUUUUGUUCUGUCAUUAUGCCAUGGACAGAAGAUAAAGCACUUUCAGAUCAUACCACUGGAAGAAGAUGGAGAAAUAUUCUAUACCUUAGAUGAUGGGAACACAAGAUUUGCUGACCUAAUCCAACUUGUGGAGUUUUACCAGCUGAAUAAAGGUGUAUUACCCUGCAGAUUAAAACACAACUGCAUCAAAAUUGCACUUUAAUUAAAAGACGUUACAAAUGCACAUACUAUGAACACCUACAACAAUGAACAGAUUUUUCAGUGAAAUAUAAAAUACAGAACAAUGAAACACCAUGGAUCAUUUUCAUUCAAAGAAAUAUGGGUCAUUUGGACUGAUGAACCCAAAGCUUUACAAUAAUGUCAUACUAUAACUGAUGACAAGGCCUCCAAUAUGGAUGUGUUUGUACUUUCUAUGUCAUGGCACUACAGGUAGAAACUGUGUGAUACUACACUGUGCAACUCUUAAAAAGUACAUUAUUGAAGACAAAGUACUUAUAGCUAAAAAUUAUAGUAACACUGCAUAAUUACAGAUAUUUGCUGAAAUGGCAUGAAAAUUCUGUUUCUCAUACAGAAAAGAUACAACUUUGGGAAUUAAGUGAUGGGAUUCUACUUUAAAAAUAAACCAUUUCAGUUUUAGGAUUAUUAGAACAAUUAAAAUCACCCAAGAGCUCUUUGGAAAGAAUUGUAUUAUUGUUAAAGUGCCACGUAAUACACCAAAACACUUUAAUAUUACAGCUACUGUAUUUUGCAGCACUCGUGGCUGCUUUGAUUUGUAUAUAUAAUGAAUUUUGCACUAUAUAGGUCCUCAGUAUUACUUUCUCAGCUUUUAUACUUUUCAUAAAUACUACUGUAAUGCUUUUACAGAUGACCAAAAUUGUUGCUAUGAAAAGGUCUGUAAUUCUGCAUGGCAUACAUCUGGUUUGUUUAUACAGUGAUUGCAUUUCACAAGCAGCUGAUUUUCUAAUGGGAAAUGAUUAAUUUCUGCCUCAUAAUAAAGUAAAAUUAUGUAGUAAUCUCUUUCUAAAUAAUAAUAAUACUGAGUUACAUAAAUGUAAUUUCUGAUAAAUAUUUCUCUCAAGUUUCUUCUCUAAAUGAACAGAUAAGAUAAUUAGUGUACACAUUUUGAAAUAUAUCCGGAGAAAAUAUCAAACCAUUUUUCAUGUUUAUACAGAUUUCAUUGCUGUGGCUUCUUCCAAGGUAUCAGCUACAACCCAGUUAACCUUAAGUAACACAUUUUUGCAUUAAAUGUUUCCAUUUAUAUGCAGAUAUGAUUACUGUUACGUAAAAGUUAUAUGAAAACAUGCAUUAAGAAUUAAUAUUAUAGAUUUUAUGUCAACACAUUUGUAUGCACUUUGAAAUAAAGAAAUAGUUUAUACU
Messenger RNA from Protopterus annectens (West African lungfish), 2737 nucleotides. RefSeq names its product growth factor receptor bound protein 14 (gene GRB14). The transcript has 13 exons. Lineage: Eukaryota; Metazoa; Chordata; Ceratodontiformes; Protopteridae. Gene Ontology annotation, cellular component: cytoplasm; plasma membrane. Gene Ontology annotation, biological process: insulin receptor signaling pathway; negative regulation of insulin receptor signaling pathway. The coding region runs from base 192 to 1562 and encodes 456 amino acids. The record is from RefSeq and is a predicted model, not a curated record.